Rhipicephalus microplus (southern cattle tick) is the source of this 5051-nucleotide messenger RNA. Its product is annotated as calcyphosin-like protein. The record is from RefSeq and is a predicted model, not a curated record. NCBI's taxonomy places the organism in Eukaryota, Metazoa, Arthropoda, Arachnida, Ixodida, Ixodidae. Gene Ontology annotation, molecular function: calcium ion binding.
UGUCCAGUUGCGUGUGGUCGCAUUUGCGAGCGCUUGCCAUUUUUCGUCUGCACUGCGGAGCGGAGGGAUCAAGAACCGGCGCCGACGCAACUGCUUCACGAACUGACCUCCUGCAAUCGCUGCCGUAGAAACCACUACUGCACUUCGACAUGUCCAUGACUCCCAUUGAGAAGCUUCGCCACCAGUGCCUCCAGCGUGGGGCACAUGGAAUCAAGGGAUUCGCACGGCAAUUCCGCAUCAUGGACGAUUCUGGGGACAAGAAGAUCGACAUGGAGGAGUUCAAGAAGGGCCUGCAGGACUUUAAGGUGUUCCUGAGCCCCAGUGAGGUGGACGCCCUCUUCAAGGAGCUCGACAGGGACGGCAACGGCACCAUCUCUUUCAAUGAGUUCCUCGUCGCCCUCAGGCCUCCGAUGUCAGCAGCCCGCCUGGAGCGCAUCACCCAGGCGUUCCACAAGAUGGACAAAAGUGGCGACGGCAUCAUCACCGUCCAGGACCUCAAGGGCGUGUACAAUGCUCGGCAGCACCCCAAGUACCAGAACGGGGAACUCACUGAGGACCAGGUGUUCCUGCUUUUCCUGAAGAACUUUGACAGCCCCAACGACCCCGACGGCAAGGUGACAAUCGAAGAAUUCGUAAACUACUACGCGGGUGUGAGUGCCUCCAUCGACACGGAUGCCUACUUCGACCUCAUGAUGCGAAACGCCUGGAAGAUCUGAGCGACGGAACUCGGCAAGAAAAAAAAAAGUGAAAACGAGUCCGUCUUUGUUUGGCCACGUGACCCUUGCCACUAGUCACGUGAUGCACAGCCGUCACACGUGCUUUUCUGUCCCGUCCCGGUUGAAGCUGUCGCCAUAUCUCAGGCAUCCUCAUGACGCGUUACUCGUCUUAACGGCCCUCCUUUAGCUUAUUGUGUUGCGGUUUCCACUGGCAGGCUUCUUGUUACUCUUGCCAUCUUCUUGUUGCAACUCUUGAAUAUUAAUUUCCACAAAUCUUUACGUAUACGUCUUACCCGUACUUUACUAUACGUUUGCAGGGUGGUUUGCUUGUAGUUCACAUUGCAUGAUAAAGGAGAGCAUAUCUUAUCGUGGGCAGUGGCAAACCAACAUUUAGAAUAUUGUACUACUCCUGAACCAAAUGGGAUUACAUGCUUGCAUUUUUACUACCGUUUUGGACAAUGUCAGUGAGAAGAUCGACAUUCUUUUUUUUUUUCUUUUAUAUGUGCGAGAAAGCUGUUACGCUUGAAGUUUUGCUGUGACGGAUCUUGGGUUGUCUUGUGUCGUUUAAACAUUUCUAAUUGCUGCUGAAGUCGCACAUCGGCGCUCUACUUUACCAUCAAAUAGGGCUGAAACAUUAGAGAAAUUUGUCGGGGCCUAAUUUGCCCACGAGUCUUCAGCCAUCAGCUCAUCUUGGAAUAGUUAUACACUGGUAAAUGACACAGGUUUCGUUAAGUAGCUGUAGUAGUUGGUUUGUAGGUUGUUCCACCUAGUCACUCGUUUACAUCUAGCAAAACCAAAAUAAAGAAAGUCCAGUGUAACCAAAAACUUGAAGUGGAAAGUACAUUGAAUGAGUUGCUGUCGAAAGGCUACAAAGGGGAUCGCCUCUUAUUUUAAGGUUUGUGGAUGUGUUGCGAAGGACUUCCAGGGUUGUUUUAUUAAGGUUCCUAAUCGAAUCUAUAUCUUUGUAUGGCUGAGCUGCAAAGUCCAUACAACCUUUUCUUUUUAAAAAAAAAUCACAUUCCAGUUUUUGUUCUCUUGUUGAAUGGUUCAAGUUUAGCGUUAUAUUAUUGCUGAAGUGAUUUGUUUCGGUGCAACUUCACAGCUAUCAUUCCUGUUGGUGAGAGAGUGUGGCAUGUUUGUCGACGUGAUGUACCGCAUGCAAUGUGACUCUCGUGAUGUACUGCACAUCAAGAUUUCGAGCACUGCAAGCAGCUGGGACUAGGUACUAACGUGUUUGUAGCCACUUGUCUGCAAACAUGCUCUCGGAGAAGUAACAUACGUUGUCGCCGAUAUCAGCCAAAGCUUGUUAUCGUGCGAGUCAGCUAAACUGCGUUCAGUGUGUUUGUGUCCAAAAAAAGAAAAAAGAUCUUCGCGUGUUGUUUGCUGUGACACUUAUUUUAAUCUACACGAGUUGAAACUCUGAGCUACGUUGACACGUUUGGAUGUCUUUAGCAACAUUCUUAAUGUGUGGUGUUAGAAUUCUAUAUACUGUUUUCAGGGUGCUCACAUGGUUACCAGACAUCGCUUGCCAACUCCUUGCUGCCAAUUUGCCCUUUACGGUAGACUACCUUCUAUAAAUUACAUGCAAUUUACAGAACAUCCUGCUACUUUUGGGUUCCAAUGCAGAAGUUCUCUGUCGUCAUUUUGGAAACUGUUGGGCCGUAUUUUAUUGAACCAUUUACAAUUGUUGAUGCACCAGUCUCUGAGGUGCUGUCUGUAAAGGAGUUGCAGUACCACAAAAAUUUGGCUUGCUCUAAAUCAAGACUGGCAGAUUCAUUCUGUUUCGAAGCAGUGUCGCACGGAAGGUUUGGCGAGGUUAGUUUUCCCGGUUACGCUGACCACAGAACCAAGGUCACUUUUAGGGAAUCAUUCACUUGAUGAUCGCUGAAAUGUACUGCUGCUAUUACACAUUUGGAAUUACUCACCUAGGCAUAAGUGUAAUCAGACAUUUUUUAAAACAGUUGAUUGCCCGUGCAACAGAGACUCUCUGUGUUCGAAUCUUGCCUUUGGCUUUCAUGCUCAUAGCUCAGGUCACGCCGUGUUGGCGUGAGUGACAAGUCGCAUUUAAGGAAAACUCAAGCUCACAGACAGAUUGCAACAUGGCCUCUAAUUGUUGCAAGAGCCACAGUUUUGAUGUAAGUACUGCCUUGCCAAUUUUACUCGUGACUUUGCACAAGCUAGCUGUCGUGCCAAGCUGUUAAAGGGGAACAUAAAAGGUUUGAAAACCUCAGUACCUUCUCUGGCAACCUUUUUUGGGGCACGUGCCGACUUUUAAGGCACUUUCAAUCUUUCAUUCACAGUCUGUGAAAAAGCACUGUUACUAUAUCGGUGUCUAGUCACAUGAUUUUCUUGCCGACACUAUCGCUGGAACUUGGAGGUUUGGGUGUGGACAAGUUACAGGACCAAAGGAAAAUCGCAGUCGCAUUAAAUGCUGUUAAUGCUGUUUGUUGUUCCUCUGGUACAUUAAAAAAAAGAAGAGAGGAAUGUAGACGUGUGUGCAGUGCAGUCUUUUUUUUAAGCAAAAAAAAUUAAUUUGCUAAAUCUCAUCAAAUGUCUCUACAAAAUGUGGCACACCUUGUCCAAAGAAUUUUAUUCCACAUUUGCUUCAGCUAAUCGCCUAUACACUGAAGGUGAUGUUUUGAUGUCCUCAACAAGCUUAACGUCCGUUAGACCUCCGCUCAAUUCAUAAAGUGACAACACUGUGUAUUUGGCUAAUGUUUUCAUUUUUACUUCAUUUAUUUCAUAUUUUUUAGACAAUACAAAUGCAUUGCCGACGUUCAGGACAAUAGGAGAUGGUUUGCCUCCCGACAUGGUCCUAAAGUUUGUAAUGGUUUUAUUGGUUUUAGUAGUUUUAAUGAUAUCUUUAUCCAAAAUUACAAUAAUAGUAUUGUUUGGGGCUUGCCGUCCCAGAACCGUCAUAUGAUUGAGAGAUGCAGUAGUGGAGAGAUCCGGCAAUUUUGAACGCCCGGGUUUCUUCAACAUGCAUCUAAAUCUAGUUCAUGGGCCUCAAGCAUUGUCGCCUGUGUUGAAGUUAGUUGAAAAUUGACCCUGGUAUUCACAAAUGCUUCUCGACUCGACUUUAACCCUUCAUUCACUUCACAGAGUUUGCACUGCGCUGCUGCUCGGCGGAAAAUGACCCUGCGCUACUCAAUAAUCACAGCAGGUUAUCGCUGAUAUGCUGGUACUUGCCGUGCCCAUAGACGGCGCUCCCAUCACCUUUCUCAAGUGAAGGUGAAGCGUUGAGUGAAGGGACAUUCUAGAAUACGGGAUUGAAUGUCACCAAAAGGCUCAUUUGUAAUCAUUAUCGUGAGUGCACGUUCCUGUUUGUAUGACUUGCGUGACACUCAUAACUGCACCAUAAACAAAUGGCUCUCAAUUCUUGCAUAAAAAGAACAAAACCAACAAAGUGCUAAGAAAUGAUGUAGAAAAGCAUGCAUAUACUACUGCUAGGAGUUUGCAGUUUAUCUGCUUUUCUACAUCCACCGUCUGGUCGCAUUUUAUUCUGAAAACUGGUCACAAUUGCCAUGUUUUUAAGUUUUGCUUGUGGUACGUGUCAAAAUGUUCUGUUUUUUUUAAUUGCUCUGCCCAUGCACAUUCGACCUGCAUAAUCUACAACUUGAAUAGCAGCAGUGGGCAUUCUAAAUUAUAUAUGCAUCAUGCUAUCAAUGCACAUGCCUGUGCACUCCUGCUAUUUAUUAAGCAGUUAUGGGCUUACUAAAUCUUGCUGUAAAUUGCUGUUUUAUUGGUGUGGGUGUCAACAACUUCCAGGUUUUUAUCGAUGAGCAGUCUGAUUGUGGAUACACUGAAUUGAAGUGCACAUAAUUUCUAUGUUGGUUUUAACAUCCUGUGUCCAAACAAUUUGUUCUUUAAUACUGUGCUUUGAGAAGCUGCAGAAGUGAGGACAUGGAUAGAUGUUGCUGUGAGCGAGAUUUUAUGAAAGGUUUCCAAGCACAAAGCUCUAGUUUGUGGUGGCGGUGAAGUCUGUCAGUAUGUUAUGUAUACGUAAACAUUACGUCAUUCCACUCCUGGGUGCAAUUUCUUGGUUACACUACUAUACUUUUGUUAUGGUCUCAAGAUGUUUUACAUUUUUGUUUGUUAACCUCUUAGGUGUACCUCAGCCUAGCACAUAUUUUUGUUACAUCUUUAUACUGCCAUCUUUGACUCUAGCAUGUGUGUUGUUCUCGAAUCCCCGCUUCAAGCACGCAAAAGUGGUGAGCGCACAUUUCACGGACAUUAUUUGUCCCCUUAAUUUAUUUUUGGAAUGCUUAGAGCCCUUGUCUCUUCUCGAAACUGUUUGCCUUUAUGAUCAAAAUAAAAAAGAAGCUUCUGAAAUCU